AAAAAAAGAGAAUAAAAUUAUUUAUCCACAUCCGAAUCCGAUUGAAGCGAACGCAAGAAAUUCAAAAACCUCAAAGGGAGAGAAUCAAAACCCUGCGAAGAAAAAUGAAGCAACCAGGGAUUCCGAACGCAGCCCAGGAAACCCUAGCCGGCCAAGACCAGUCAGGGGCGAAGCAAAAGCCGAAGAAAUUCCCAACACCACAGGAGCUGAUCUCUCACUACCAGGAACGAGGGAUCGAGCCGGCCGAAGCAUCCGUCAAGGUGAUCGAGGACCUCCAAAACGCGCUCAUGCGCGUCGUUUCGUCCUCCAGGAACGCCACCGCCAAAAACAAGCUCUUCGCCGACGCGUCGAGGAAGAUUGACGCCGUUAACGGAAGACUCGCCGUCGUCGACGCUAAGCUGGACUCGAAGCCUGGGUAUGGUGAGACAUUUGCCUUAGGGUUAGCUUCUGGUGCGGCGCUCAACGGGAUUAGCGCCGUUUGGCCUCACGUUAUCAGAGGCCUUGGCCAGAUUUGGUCCGCCGUUAAGGGCGUGACGGAUCCGUCGUCGCCGUCAUCUUCCCCGUGAAUUGUUGGACGGAAUAUUCUCUAAUGGUGCGUGGUAGGAUAGGAGAAUUUCAAGAUCGGGUUUUUAAUUUUUUAUGCACCUGGGGUUUUGUUGUAAUGGGAAGAUUUUGAGUUAUUCCAUCCAACGUUAAAGAGAUAACGGAGGGAAUUUUAUGUUAUUUUA
Molecule: messenger RNA, 728 nt
Organism: Tarenaya hassleriana
Lineage: Eukaryota; Viridiplantae; Streptophyta; Magnoliopsida; Brassicales; Cleomaceae
Exons: 1
Coding region: 105-566 (153 amino acids)
Source: RefSeq, a predicted model, not a curated record